UAAUCCAGGCCCAAAACCGAGAAAAAGCGUUUACUGAGAGGUAAUGUUGGAUCAAUGACGAAACACACGCAAAACACACACCACCUGUUGCCACCAAUCCCCACAUCAUCAUCAAGCACACAGAUUCCCCUUCUCUCUCAUCCCAAGUGAACCCACCAACCCACAAACGGCGAAGCCUUUCAAUUGACCACUGUUUGGUUCCGAGGAUAUCACCAAUUCCCAGCCGGAAAACCCCUCUUUUUGUCUUUUCCGGCAGCGUCCAAACAUGGUCUCCCCGGAAAACACCAACUGGCUCUUUGAUUAUGGACUGAUCGACGACACCCCUGUCCUGGAUGGGAACUUCCCUGUCUCCUCCUCCGGCUUCACUUGGCCCGUUCAGCCCCUCGCCGGCUCCUCUAGCGUCAGUGUUGAAAUUGAUGGUUCAUUGGGGGAUGCAGAGGGAGUUAAGGAAUCUGGCUCAAAAAAGAGGGUCAGAACUGAAUCAUGCAGUGGAUCUAGUUCCAAGGCGUGCAGGGAGAAGUUGCGAAGGGAUAGGCUAAACGACAAGUUUCUGGAAUUGGGCUCUAUAUUGGAGCCUGGAAGGCCCCCCAAGACGGACAAGGCUGCUAUAUUGGUGGAUGCUGUCCGAAUGGUGAAUCAGUUACGUGGUGAAGCCCAAAAGUUGAAGGACUCAAAUUCAAGCCUCCAGGAGAAGAUCAAGGAAUUGAAGGCAGAGAAGAAUGAACUUCGUGAUGAGAAGUCGAGGUUGAAGUCAGAGAAAGAGAAAUUGGAGCAGCAACUGAAGGCCAUGAAUGCACAGCCAGGCUUCUUGCCUCCCCCUCCUGCAAUUCCUGCUGCAUUUGCUGCCCAAGGCCAAGCUCACGGCAACAAGCUGGUGCCUUUCAUUGGAUACCCUGGGGUUGCCAUGUGGCAGUUCAUGCCACCUGCCUCAGUGGAUACUUCACAGGAUCAUGUGCUCCGCCCACCAGUUGCUUAAGUUGGCAAGAUCUAAGAUGAUUCGGGUGAUUUGGGAUAACAUUUUGUCCCCAACAAGUUUAUUGUCCUGUCAUUGCUCUUGUAUUUUUCCUUUUAUUGUCUACUAACUGAAUUUGGUGGGUGACUUAACUGUAUUUGCAACUGUAAUUGCAACCUGGGUACUUUUAUGAAUUAAUGAUGGUAUUCUCAUGUAAAUGGUAUUAACUACUAUUAAGUAAAUCUGGCAACUCCUCGUUA
This is a messenger RNA of Prunus avium (sweet cherry), 1212 nucleotides long. RefSeq names its product basic helix-loop-helix (bHLH) DNA-binding superfamily protein (gene ILR3). Lineage: Eukaryota; Viridiplantae; Streptophyta; Magnoliopsida; Rosales; Rosaceae. Gene Ontology annotation, biological process: regulation of DNA-templated transcription; intracellular iron ion homeostasis. Gene Ontology annotation, molecular function: DNA-binding transcription factor activity; protein dimerization activity. The record is from RefSeq and is a predicted model, not a curated record.